AUGGCCACGCCUACAUUCACUUAUUUUGAUUCAGAGAAGAGAAGAGUUUUGGAAGACAAGGAAGAUGCCAGUAGAAAGGGAAGUAUCGAUGCUCCAAUUAUUGAAUUAGUGAAAUACAUCAACAAACAAGAGGACUACUACACAACCAGCUCUUGCUCUGGAAGGAUUAUUGUAUUUUCUGAGAAUACACGGACAGGUAAAGAGGGUACAUUGUGGUUAUUAACAUCUCAUGAGACCGUCAGCAUUGACAAUGUGUUAAGCGUAUUGAAAGACAAAGAUAUACCAAUCUCUUGUUAUACUUAUUAUAAAUUUGAACCGUUUGUACUUCACGUCUCGUGUAGGACCUUAGAACAUGCACAGGCAAUAUUGAGGAUAGCUAUAUCAAGUGGGUUUAAAAAUUCCGGUAUUUCAGUUAGUAAAAAGAAUAAGAUAAUACUGUCAGUGCGUAGCACUCAAACUUUACAAUCUCCAGUAGCAUUUGACGGAAAACUAAUUGUGGCUGAACAAGUAUGUCAAUGUGUGUGUUACUCCAAAUUAGGCCAAAGUCCCUGUACUAUAGUACA
Molecule: messenger RNA, 563 nt
Organism: Amphimedon queenslandica
Lineage: Eukaryota; Metazoa; Porifera; Demospongiae; Haplosclerida; Niphatidae
Product: tRNA wybutosine-synthesizing protein 3 homolog
Exons: 5
Source: RefSeq, a predicted model, not a curated record